AUGGGACAAGCAGACGUGUGUAGUCCUCAUGUCGACCCUGACUUGAAGCCAGACGUCACCACCGGCCGCGGUCCUGAAUUCAAUCGUGGAUCUGAUGCGACGACAACAUCGAAAAUAGCAAUUCUGGAAAAGGAUGUGUUGUCAGAACAGCUGAGUCAGGAGAGAACUAUUCUCACAGAGGCCGACUGUCCUGAGAUUCUGGGCUAUGCCUUCCCGACCUGGAAGAAAUGGAAGAUCCUCAUCAUCAUCUUUCUGGUACAAUGCUCUAUGAACUUCAACACCUCUCUCUACUCCAAUGGGUUGACAGGAAUGAGCGAGGAGUUUGGUAUUACUAUACAGGACGCACUUACGGGUGCUGCCAUCUUCUUGGUAACCUAUGCCUUUGGAUGCGAGCUGUGGGCGCCUUGGUCCGAGGAGUUCGGCCGCCGAUGGAUCCUUCAAGGUUCACUAGCUCUCGUCAACCUGUGUUGUAUUCCCGUAGCCCUCGCCCCCAACUACGCCCUUGUCGUCGUAUUCCGAGCACUUGGCGGCCUGUUCUCUGCUGGUGGUAGCAUUACCCUUGGCAUCGUCGCUGAUAUGUACACGGCUGACACCCAGCAAUAUGCCGUAGCAUUUGUUGUGCUGUCCUCUGUUGGCGGAUCAAUCUUUGGUCCAAUUAUUGGGGGCUUCGUUGAGAGCUAUAUGCACUGGCGGUGGUGCAUGUGGCUUCAGCUGAUUGCUGGCGUCGCUGUUCAGCUACUGCAUUGGUUUCUUGUCGACGAGACUCGGACUACUGUGCUGAUGGCUUCCUACGCAAAAUCAUUACGCAAGUCAGGAGCAAAUCCAAACGUCUACGGAACGAAUGAGCUGAAGACGUGGAGAGAGAGUCUAGCACCUAAGGAACUGGUCACGCUGUGGGUCAGACCGUUCAAAAUGUUUGUAACAGAACCCAUUGUCUUGGUGCUAUCUCUCUUGUCGGGAUUCAGCGAUGCUUUGAUAUUCAUGGGCUUCCAGUCAUUUGGACUGGUUUACGAGAUAUGGCACUUCACUCCCUGGCAAGUCGGAUUGACCUUUGCCGCUAUUGGGUUGGGAUAUCUCGUCGCUUAUCUUUCAUAUAUCCCUGCCAUUCGGCGUAAUAUUAGGCAAAGACGUGAGCGCCCGAAUGACGAGUUCGCCAACUAUGAAGGCCGUAUGUGGUGGCUGAUGUACACUGCACCCUGUCUGCCCAUCGGCCUUCUAAUUUUCGCAUGGACUGCCAACAGCAACGUCCACUGGCUUGGGCCCGUCAUCGGGUCGGCGAUCAUUGGCAUCGCCAACUAUUCUGUCGCGGCUUAUGGCCAAUACUCGGCUUCCGCAACGGGUGGCAAUGGGUUUGCUCGUGAUUUCCUUGCUGGCAUUCUUACCUGGGCUGCAAUCCCGUAUUACGAGUCAUUCAAGGGAAUGUCUCAGCCCCUCCCUCUGGCAAAUACCACCCUGGCUGGUAUCAGCGUGACGCUGGUCAUUUCGACCAUGCUCAUCUAUUGGAAGGGACCAUCGCUCCGCAAACGCUCAAGUUUUGCUCAAAAACUGGCGCAUCACGAUCCUUCUCAGAUCUUGGUAUCUACACAUUCAGGUGGCAUUGGGACUGUGUAG
This is a messenger RNA of Neoarthrinium moseri, 1611 nucleotides long. RefSeq lists its product as uncharacterized. Bases 1 to 1611 code for a protein of 536 amino acids. Gene Ontology annotation, biological process: transmembrane transport. The transcript has 3 exons. The record is from RefSeq and is a predicted model, not a curated record. NCBI's taxonomy places the organism in Eukaryota, Fungi, Ascomycota, Sordariomycetes, Amphisphaeriales, Apiosporaceae. Gene Ontology annotation, molecular function: transmembrane transporter activity.